AUAUAGAGGGAGCUGUCGGUAUUAUAUAGGGGAGGUGCAGCGGUGAGGGUGUCAGGAGGGGCAGGGAGGGAAGAGACUGAAUGAAGAGCGAGAGGAGUGGAGCGCACACUCAGGUGGAUGAAGCCUCACACUCCAGGACACAGGGAUCUGCUCUCUGCUGUCUGGAGAUUUCCUCAGGAGGACAAGAGAUCAAGAUGAGUGAUCUCCGCCAUAUAAACCUCAAUACCAUGGAGACUGCACGACCGAUGGAGAAACUAUUGGAAAACCUCAACUCUGUGCUCCAAGCCUUAAACAAGACACUAAACAGUCCUCCGUGCCAACCCAAUCCAAGGUUAAAUGAGACGACCUUCAAACUGGAGAAACCCAACCGGGAUGACAACGCCUACAUCUUCAUCAUCUUCGUCAUGUUCCUCUUCGCUGUGACUGUGGGCAGUUUAAUACUGGGGUAUACCAGGUCCAAGAAAGUGGACAAACGCAGCGACCCCUACCACAUGUACAUCAAAAACAGCCGCAUUUCGGUAAUAUGAGGACAGAUGAGGACUUAUGUGUCAUGGAGCUUAUGGGUUUAGACUUUCGUGGGGCAAGUGCCCAUUCCUUGUGCCAGUACAUACAGCAGUGACUGUAGGCUAGGAGGAUUAUAUUGACAUGACAACAAGGGUACUUAAAGAGGUAUUCCGCGCCAGACAUCUUAUCCCCUAUCCAAAGGAUAGGGAAUAAGAUGUCUGAUCGCGGGGCUCCUGUCACUGGGGACCCCGCAGUCUCUGUGCUUCACUUGGUGUUCGUUUAGAGCGUUGAGGUUAGUGCCGAAGGCCCAUGAUGUCACAGCCACGCCCCUCAAUGCAAGUCUAUGGGAGGGGGCGUGAUGGCCAUCACGCCCCCUCCCAUAGACUUGCAUUGAAGGGGCGUGACAGUGACGUCACGAGCCCCCGCCCCGCAUGGCCAGUCAUCCGCUCCGUGCUCCGGAUGUCUGGGGUGCCGCAGCCGAGAUUGCGGGUGUCCCCAGGGGCAGGACCCCUACGAUCAGACAUCUUAUCCCCUAUCCUUUGGAUUGGGGAUACGAUGUCUAGGGGCGGAGGACCCCUUUAAGGGUUGGAGGUCAUGGUGUUUGGGUUACACAGUCCUACCUGAUUGUCGAUAGUGCCAUUAAUAUGAAGAACGUCAAGCAUUAAUAGACCCGGGAGCAACAUUUUGUACCUUGACACUUUGAAGAAUAUUUUGGUACUGAAAUUGAGAUACUAUGAUUGGUCCGAGGCUUCUUGUUGGCACCAAAUGCACCUUAGACGUAAUGCACUUCCUCUCAUUGACCUGGAAAGAUUUUGGGUGGGCAAGACUUAAAAACUGGACUUCAGACUUGCUCGUAAGAGUCAUACCUGCUGAGAUCUUCGAGGCGGCCAUCACUAUUAGACUAUAAUAUCUCAGGAGCCAGAGAUGACCUACCUCAAAGACGUCUUUUGUCUGGAGGAGAACAUUUCAAGACUAGAGGGACCAAGAUGAAGAGAAAUCUAUGUUUACUGACCUGAUGUCGCUGACCGUGAAUAACGCGUCUAUUCAAUGGAGACAAGUCCGAACUUGAAUCGCAUUGUAUAAGUUAUUAAGUACUGGAAGCUGAGGUCUCACCUCUUUGCUUUACUAAAGAUUAAAGUUUUAUUUGUA
Molecule: messenger RNA, 1653 nt
Organism: Hyla sarda
Lineage: Eukaryota; Metazoa; Chordata; Amphibia; Anura; Hylidae
Gene: KCNE3
Product: potassium voltage-gated channel subfamily E regulatory subunit 3
Exons: 2
Coding region: 81-527 (148 amino acids)
Biological process (GO): regulation of heart rate by cardiac conduction; regulation of ventricular cardiac muscle cell membrane repolarization; membrane repolarization during action potential
Cellular component (GO): membrane
Molecular function (GO): transmembrane transporter binding; delayed rectifier potassium channel activity; voltage-gated potassium channel activity involved in ventricular cardiac muscle cell action potential repolarization
Source: RefSeq, a predicted model, not a curated record